UCAAAAGAAAAAAACGUGUAAAAGAGUUGCAAAAUAAAUAAUAUAGAAAAACGAGUUAAAUGAAGACAACAAGUAAAAAGAAAAAGUUUAAAAAAUUAAAAUAAUGAUAAAAGAAUUUAAUAAUAUCCUAAAAUAAAAAAAAAAAACAAACGUAAAGGACAUUCAAGGAGAAUUGAGGAGGUUAAGAACAACAACAAGCAAGAAAUAGAAGGAAAACAACAAAAGUAACGAGUGGAUUAAGAGAAAAAGUAAAAGAAAAGAAUUGUUUUUAUUACGGUUACGUGUUGUUGUAGAAAUUAAAGAAAAGGGAACAAGGAAAAAAGGAAUAAAAAAGCCAAACACACACAGGACAGUGUGAGAGCGGGUGCCAGACAAAUUGUACAGCAUAACUACAAAACAAAGUUUCACUAAGGCCGACCGCACCCGCCAAUUAAUAAUUUCAUAAUAAUAAAAUUUUAAUUUUAUUAUAAAAAUAGAAAUCUUGUCAAAAUUCCACCACAAACGCCCACUACAACCAACUCCAUGCCCGUGUCCGUGGUUUGUGAGACUGCGGCCAGUGUUAAUGCCGCCCUAAGGGAAUCUUUAGGUUCAGGUGUUAGUUGUUCGGCCGCGGCCAAACAACAACAGUCAACGACAUCAUCAUCAUCAUCAGCAUCGUCCCAACAACAAGAUGAUAAAAUGAAUGGUGGCUCCAAUGUCGAUGAUAUCGAUACAUUGCAUGGCAAACUAGUGGCCUCCGCUAAACGGGUAUUAUUGUCGAAAAUCGACUAUGAAGAAGUUACCAAUUAUGGUCAAUCUGUUUUGGAUAGUUUAAAAUCGAAAUAUAUUGUUUUAAAGCCCUCAUCGGCAAAUAAUAAUUCCAUGGAAAAUGGUCGUAAUUCACCAGCAACCUGCAAUAAUAAUGGCGCAAAUGGUGACAGCGCUGCCGGUAAGUAUGCCAAUGGUAAUGCAAAUGGUGGUGGCGCAGGAACACCUAAUAAAAAAGCUCCUAAUCCAAAUGAAUUACCUGCCCCCAAGCGAAUACUCUAUCCCAGAGAAAAUGUGCGUGUAGGCUGGAAGGCUACUGGUCGCAAAUGGGAUGUUGGUGUUGGUAUGAUGAAUGUGGGAAAUACUUGUUAUUUAAAUUCCACACUACAAGCCAUAUUCCAUGUACCCUCUAUGGCGAAUUGGCUUAUGUCAGAUAGUGCCCAUAUGGAACGUUGUGAAUCAACAGAUGCUGGUUGCAUUAUUUGUGCCAUGGCCAAAACUCUGCAUGAAUCACAAAAAAGUCAAUCGGCUAUACGACCCUACUAUGUUUAUUCAAAGUUAAAAUCUAUAUGUAAACAUUUAGUUAUGGGUCGCCAAGAAGAUGCUCAUGAGUUCUUACGCUACUUGGUAGAGGCUAUGGAAAAGUCCUACCUCUCACGUUUUCGUAACUACAAGGAAUUAGAUCAAUACAGUAAGGAAACAACACCGUUAAAUCAAAUUUUGGGUGGCUAUCUAAAAUCUUCUGUACGCUGUUUAUCCUGUAAUCAUGUCUCAGUGACAUUUCAACAUUUUCAAGAUUUACUCUUGGAUAUACGUAAAGCCGAUACAGUGGAUGAAGCUUUAGAGGGUUAUUUUUCACGUGAACGUCUCGAGGAUAUGGGCUACAAAUGUGAAGCUUGUAAGAAAAAGGUUUCAGCUACAAAACAAUUUUCUCUGGAACGUGCACCCAUUGCCUUGUGUAUACAAUUGAAACGUUUCUCAAUGUUAGGCACUAAACUAAAUAAACAAAUAACUAUAAAACCUAGACUGGAUCUAACGAAAUAUGCCUCACGUAAAAAUCCUGGUGAACAACUGACCUACCGCCUAGUGGCCAUGGUUACACAUUUGGGUGCUUCCCAACACUGUGGUCAUUACACAGCCAUUGGUUUAACCGAAUCGGGCACCUACUAUAACUACGAUGACAGUUAUGUGCGUCCCAUAUCAAUGCAAAAUGUCUGCAAUACAAAUGCCUAUAUAAUAUUCUAUGAAAUGGAUACACAGCCACCUAGAAAUGUCACGAGUACACAGGUAAGCGGGGCCCAGAGCACAUCGGUAGCUUCCAGUGCCAAUCAAAAGGAGACAAUUAAAAUGAAUGGUCAUGCCUUGGGUGGUUCACCGCGUAUAAUUGGGCCACAGCUGCCGCCUGGCUAUAACACAAAUGGCACCGGUUCAGUGACCUCCUCUUCUACGCCUUUAACCAAUGGAGGCAGUAAAUUAUUGCUGAAUCGUUCUGCCUCUAUACCAUCCGCAACUACAACAUCAACCUCAUCAUCAAAUGGUGGCAGUAGUAAAAUAAUGAUACAUUUCAAAAAUAACAACAACACUAGCAGUACAGUUAAAACCAGUGCUGCAACAUCUUCAGUAACUUGUGCCUCGGCAACCUCAUCUACAAGCAGUUCCACAUUUGAUAAUCUUAAAAAUAGCAGCAACAACAACAACAAUUCUAACGGUCUUCACUUAGUGGGGACCGGGAAAUUUCAGGAAUCUACUACGAAUACGAAGUAUCCACUGGGUGUCUCAACAACUAAAAGACAAGUUAAUAAUCUUAAAAACAGUAACGAAAGUUCCUCCGAUGACGAUGACGAAAAUGAGAUUGUAAGCUCUUCAACAUCAUCACAACAAACACACAACGCUACACAAGCCACACUGCCAAGUAUGCCUAAAUUGGGUGUCGAAUCCACAAAUACAACAAGUCUAACAAAUGGUUAUGCUAAAAAAUCACCUGCCCCCAUAAAAAGUCUUGUGCCAUACGGCUCGGAGACAGACGAAGAAGCUGAUGUCUGUAUGUCGGCGACUACAGCUACAAGUGCUGCUGCAACUACUGCAUCGAAUGAACAGCAAAAACGUUUAUUACCCAAUCCUUUGAAGCGUAGACAGAGCUCUUCAUCAUGGUCAAGCAGUAGUUCAUCGGAUAAUGAUGAUGAUGCCAAUGAUAACGAUGUAAAACCCUCGAAUGGCAUAAAAAUUAAAAAGGCUGCAUCAUCUACAGCAACUAUUUCAAAAUCACCUGCUAAAUCUGCCAACGAAGUGGCUAAGAAAUCAUCAGAUACCAUCGAUGAAAUCUUCAAUAGCAUUAAACGUUCCAAUAAUACAAAUAACACAAACAAUUCGACCACAUCCUCGGGGGGCAAUGCAACUCUAAAGAAAAAAUCACAAAAUCAGCAAUUUACCGUUACCUCAACCACUACCACAACAGAUUCCUCCUCAUCAGAGUCCGAUGACUGCAGUGGCAGUAAUAAUAAAACAAAACCAACAUUUAAAAGAUCACACUCUACACCACCUUCACCUCCAGUUGUUAAAACAAACUCUGGCAUUUGGCAAGUUACCUCUUUACAACCAGUUACCGCCUGCAUAAGUCCUACUGCAACAAUGCCUUCAUCUUCAGGCUUAUCAUUACCUGCCGCCUCAACAGAAAUCAAAUCACCCAAAAAUCAUAAAAAUCCCUUUGCCACAAAACCUCUCCCGGUGGCGACAGAUAAUGCCAAACGCUUAAAGAAAGAUGCCACCAAUAAAACUUUCAAUGGCAACGGCUAUCAACGUAAUACAGCAGCCAAUGAAGCAGCGGUUUCAGAACUUUUAAAACAAUCACAUCGCGGCUAUGGCGCACCAACAUUAAACUGGAAUGGUCAACAGAGUGAAAUUGAUAAAGAGAAUUUUUAUUUGUUUGAUGAGAAACGGAUAGAAGACGACGACGACGACGACAACGACGACAGCAACAUUAACAAUAAUAAGCAACAAGAACAACAACAAAACAUCAACAAUCAAAAUAAACAUGAUCUAAAACAUGAUGAUAAUGAUGGUGAUGAUGAUGAUGAUGAACUUUAUAAUAACGUCAAAGAAAUAUCAAAUUUUAAACAAAACAACACACAACAACAUCAUCAACAAAAUGAACAAAACUCUGACAACAAUAUCAGCAAUUUUGUAGCAACAGAGCAGGAUAUUGAAAUGUAUGCAACAAUUGAAAAUUCUAAACAAAAUCAAGAACAAACUAAUAACAACAAAAACUCUAAUACAACACCAAUAUCCUUUGGUAUGGAUGAUAUAGAACAUAAACUAACCGCUCAAGAUAUUCUAAAACAUAAUGAACAUAUUGUACAACAAAUGAUGGAUGAAGAAAUGGAAAAUUUAGAUUCUUGCAGUUCUGGCACAACCGCCACUACAGUUAUCAAUACCUACAGUUUAUCAUCGCCUAAUUCUUCAUUAUUAACAACAAUUUCUCCGCCUGCCACACCCACAACAACAUCAAACUCUCGAACAAUAAUAAAUAGAAACACCAACUGUACGACUUCACUACUGUCAACAAACGAAGAAGUCGAUGAAGAAAUUUCAGCUUUUAUAUACAACGAAGAAGAUACUUUGGAGGAUAAUCUAUAACAGGAAUAUUUUAAAUAUGUGCAUUUUCUUAUGAUUUUAUGAUACUGCUACUGAUGUGUGGUAUUAACUUUAGCUACACAACUACAACAAUUAGCUUAUCUUAUUAUAAAACAUCAAGUUCGAACAACUACAACAAACCAGCAAAUAACAACUUUUACUGCCAAUUAGUAAAAGAGUUUUAAAAGUCUACGCUUUAAAAGGCCUUAUUGUGUUUUUUUAAUUUAAUUUAAAAGAACGACCUAAACAGUUUUAAAAGGAAGGAGAUAAAUGAAUUCCAUUUUCCCCCCAAAAAAAACUACAAUUUUCAAAAGAAUUUCUUUAGAGAAUUUUGAAAUAUUGUUUGUUUGAUUUGCAUUUAUAUUUUUUUUAUUUCUCUGCUACAACAAAAAUGAUGUGUGAUAUGGUGAUUGUGAUUGUUUGAUACUUUCUUAGUAGUCGUUUCAAGUUCAAAUAAAAAUGGCUUAUCUAUUAUAGAUCAUAAGUGAGGCACGCGAACAGCGACAACGUGACUGGGAAGAUGAA
Molecule: messenger RNA, 4902 nt
Organism: Lucilia cuprina (Australian sheep blowfly)
Lineage: Eukaryota; Metazoa; Arthropoda; Insecta; Diptera; Calliphoridae
Gene: scny
Product: ubiquitin carboxyl-terminal hydrolase 36
Exons: 5
Coding region: 523-4380 (1285 amino acids)
Biological process (GO): regulation of apoptotic process; protein deubiquitination
Cellular component (GO): nucleus; cytosol
Molecular function (GO): cysteine-type endopeptidase activity; cysteine-type deubiquitinase activity
Source: RefSeq, a predicted model, not a curated record